This is a messenger RNA of Nomascus leucogenys (northern white-cheeked gibbon), 4560 nucleotides long. It is a transcript of the gene WIPI2, whose product is annotated as WD repeat domain, phosphoinositide interacting 2. Lineage: Eukaryota; Metazoa; Chordata; Mammalia; Primates; Hylobatidae. Gene Ontology annotation, cellular component: phagophore assembly site membrane; extrinsic component of membrane; cytosol. Gene Ontology annotation, molecular function: phosphatidylinositol-3,5-bisphosphate binding; protein binding; phosphatidylinositol-3-phosphate binding. The coding region runs from base 235 to 1686 and encodes 483 amino acids. The record is from RefSeq and is a predicted model, not a curated record. The transcript is spliced from 14 exons. Gene Ontology annotation, biological process: autophagy of mitochondrion; protein localization to phagophore assembly site; protein lipidation.
UGCGCCGCGCGAGGCCGUGCGUCGCGAGGGCGGGGCCGCGCAGGCGCACCGGGUGCCCCGGCUCCGGAGCAUAAACAAGAACGGGGACGGGAUGAGGCGGCGGUUGAUCCCAGGGUGGCGCGUGGCGGCGACCGAGGCGGCUAGCGGGGCCCGGCGCCGACCCUGAGUGCAGCCUGACCCGCCCUCGCGCGCGCGCGCCCUCCUCGGCCGGGCCCACUCGCCGCGCGCCCAGCCAUGAACCUGGCGAGCCAGAGCGGGGAGGCCGGCGCCGGCCAGCUACUCUUCGCCAACUUCAACCAGGACAACACAGAAGUGAAAAGGGCAUCAAGAGCAGCUGGUCUUGGCCGUCGCGCUGUUGUCUGGUCCCUAGCUGUUGGUAGUAAGUCCGGUUAUAAAUUUUUCUCCCUUUCUUCUGUGGAUAAGCUGGAACAGAUCUAUGAAUGCACCGAUACAGAAGAUGUGUGCAUCGUAGAGAGAUUGUUCUCCAGCAGCCUAGUGGCCAUUGUGAGCCUUAAAGCACCAAGGAAGCUAAAGGUUUGCCACUUUAAGAAGGGAACUGAGAUCUGCAACUACAGCUACUCCAACACGAUUCUGGCUGUGAAGCUCAACAGGCAGAGGCUGAUAGUAUGCCUGGAGGAGUCCCUGUACAUCCACAACAUUCGGGACAUGAAGGUGCUGCAUACGAUCAGGGAGACACCUCCAAACCCUGCAGGCCUGUGUGCGCUGUCAAUCAACAACGACAACUGCUACUUGGCGUACCCAGGGAGCGCGACCAUCGGAGAGGUGCAGGUCUUCGAUACCAUUAAUUUGAGAGCUGCAAACAUGAUUCCGGCUCACGACAGUCCUUUAGCGGCAUUGGCCUUUGACGCAAGUGGAACUAAACUUGCCACGGCUUCGGAGAAGAUGUUCAUGUCUGUCUCAUCAUCUGCAGAUCUGAUAUUAACUUACUGGGGGAAGUUGGCAUCUUCAAGACACUUCCCAUUAAAGCAGGGGACCGUGAUUAGGGUAUUUUCCAUUCCAGAAGGACAAAAACUCUUUGAGUUUCGGAGAGGAGUGAAGAGGUGCGUGAGCAUCUGCUCCCUGGCCUUCAGCAUGGACGGCAUGUUCCUCUCCGCCUCCAGCAACACUGAAACCGUGCACAUCUUCAAACUUGAGACUGUGAAAGAAAAACCCCCAGAGGAGCCCACCACCUGGACCGGGUACUUCGGGAAAGUGCUCAUGGCCUCCACCAGCUACCUGCCUUCCCAAGUGACAGAAAUGUUCAACCAGGGCAGAGCCUUCGCCACGGUCCGCCUGCCAUUCUGCGGCCACAAAAACAUCUGCUCGCUAGCCACAAUUCAGAAGAUCCCGCGCUUGUUGGUGGGUGCCGCCGACGGGUACCUGUACAUGUACAACCUGGACCCCCAGGAGGGCGGCGAGUGCGCCCUGAUGAAGCAGCACCGGCUGGACGGCAGUCUGGAAACGACCAAUGAGAUCUUGGAUGCUGCCUCUCACGACUGCCCCUUAGUCACUCAGACAUACGGCACAGCUGCAGCAAAAGGUACUUACGUGCCUUCAUCCCCAACGAGACUUGCCUACACAGACGACCUGGGUGCUGUGGGUGGUGCCUGCCUGGAGGACGAGGCCAGCGCCCUGCGCCUGGAUGAGGACAGCGAGCACCCGCCCAUGAUUCUUCGGACUGACUGAAUUUGACCUGUGACCUCUGACCCGGGGAGCAGAGAACACUGGCUUCACAGAGGACUUUGUGCACUGCUGCUAUGAACUUUGACCUGAGUCGGGGGAGAGGAUGGCAGAGACUUUAUUAAAAAAAAAAAGAUUGUAGUGGUAGUCUAACUCCAUAACGCUGAGGAAAUACAUCGUUUUCACUUCAGUGGCUUUUAAAUCCUGCUUAUGAAUUUUAGCAUUUUGUUUGUUUGUUUUCUCUUUUUGCCAAAAUUAACUGUUUGGUGAAGCCCACAAAACCUCCUCGCUUUGCAUGCAUGAACGUGCCAAGCCAGCAUAGGGGAGCUAGAAGCCACUUUCCAGCCACCUGCCGUUGGGUUUUUUAAUAUCUGUACAUAAUGCCGAGUGUGUAAGGAAGGCAUGGCGGCGCGCACAGUGGGUCUGGUUGUCGAGGCCAGUUCUGCAGUGACAGGCCCAGGGGCUGCCUACCAGGUGUGCUGGGCAGACUUUGGCUGGGGCAAGAGUCCUCUCUCCCUAGGGCCCCACCUGGACCAUUUUCCCUCCGUUUUAUUUUAUUAAAUUCUUUCCAAAUUGGAUCACUCUGGGAUUUCUUCCAUGGUGGACUUUUGUUUCUGAUCUUGUUUUCCAUGUGGAUAUUGGAGGAGAGCGAGGUUCUUUCUGAUACUAAAAACCUUUCUUUCAGGCAGCAAAUGAACCUGAAAGGUUGCCUGGACUCCCUGGAGCAAAGGAAAGCGAUUUUGUUUGUGUAAUUAAAUGAUCUGUUCUUCUACUUUACUCUUCCUGUUGAAAAACUGUGUGAUUUUUUUUUUUUUUUUUUUUUUAAGGAAAGUUUGUAGCUACUCCUAUGCCCAGGAAAGCACAGAAUUCAAGUCUGGUGACCGUCCGAGCUGUCCUUUCGCUGGCCCCGCUGUCUGCAGGGGCUUCCUACCUGUGUGAGAGGUCAUAGCGGGAGACAGUGACAGAGAGAAGGCGGAUGGGCCACGUCCUUCACAGGGCGACAUGUGCCUUUCUAUUUUCAUCUUAGAAAAUUUCCUCAGCAAACCGAUGAGAGAUUGUGGUUGCAAGCUUCAGUAUUUGCCUCGCUUCCCUUUUCAUAUUUACGGAAUUAAAACAACCUCAAGUACCUCAGACUCUGCAUUCCAAACCAAGACACCCAGCAGCCAAAUUGUUGAGGGCAUUUCAGUGGAGUUAAUGGCAGGAGAGAUGGUUUUAGAAUCUUUGGAGUGGUGUAAGUUACAGAUAGAAGGGAAAAGGCAAAAACUGUAUUUACCCUGCCUUUGCAGGCUCGGGUUUUUGAACCGAGGGAGGCUGGAACGCCUGUUUGCAGAUGAUUGUCAUGGUCACACUGGGCGAAGAGCUGGAGGGGAGUUGUCCCCUCAGCUGAGCGGCUGCGGUGAAAUGCCCCAGUGUUCCUGGGUUGGCUUUUUGGCAAACUCCUAAAUGCAGGGGACGCUGGAGUCCGACUCAACUAUACCGGCUUCCUCCCAGCCACUGGUGUGCGGCACACACCACAUCUGCAUUAGGCAGAGGUGCAAGUGGGCUGAUUGAACUUUUCCUUCAAAACCUGCAUGUCUGUCCUGGACCUUUGAUGAAAUGGGAUCCCAGUCACACAGGCUGAGACAGUGGGGACCGCUGAGGCCAGAGCAGGCUGUGCUUGAGCAGGGAUGAGAAGGGCCGCGGCAGCACGCAGCCUUGACCCACACCUGCGUCUUGUGGUGCAAGGCCAGAGGGCUCUCUCUAGAACCUGACCAUGCACUCCAUCUCCUGGGAGGUACUUUUGGCUAGAGUGAGUGUUCGUGGGGGGGAAAAGUGUGCACAAGAGAUAUGGAACCCUGAGCUAGGGUUUCCUGCCACCAAAGAGUGAGCUGCAUUUCCAGUUCUGUGAAAGUAUCGUUUGUUCUGGUUCCUGCCUGUCGUGGUGAUUUGGAGACUCAGAUCUCCUUUGCCAGGUCUCGUCUUUGGGAUUGGUAGUACUGGAAGAUGCUGGGAAUUCUCUUCCUCGCUCAGCCUCGGCUUCCCGCACUGUAAGAUGAGGCAGUUGCAGAGGAGGCCUCGGAUGUCCUGUGACCCUCGGCCCACACUCCCCCUCGGGUGGCCCUGGCAGGGCUGGCUGGGUGCUUUCCCUGCAGACCACAGGAAGCCCUGUGCUUGCCUGGGUCAGGGCUAAGCUGCGUGCCCUAGAGGAGGGAGGAGGACUGCAGAUUCUUGGUCGAGAAGAAUGAAGAGGAUUUCUAUGUUUGCUGAGCAGCCAUUGUGGAGGGUUACCCGCCUCCACUUUCCCGUUGCCCAUUUCACUGCCACCAGCUCCUCUUCCUCUGCUCAAACCCGUGAGUCCCAGCCUCACUGGCGGCCUCAGACAUGCCCAGGAGUGACGGGGACAGAGGGAGGCCGCUGAGUUGCCUGUUAGAACUCUUACUGCUGCACCAGAGACCCAGGUGGAGAGGGACCCUGAACCAAACAGAACAUGGACUAAUUUGCCAAACUCCAAACUGUACACUCAUACUCAUUUUUAAAUUACAUUUUUCCAAACUUCAAAAAGGACGAUGAGGGUGGGGGAUAGGAAACAAAACCUGUAAACGUUGUGAAUGGGCUCAGUGGACUCUGGGACCAAACUUUCUGUAAUCUCUAAAACAAUGGGACCAAGAGCUGGAUGGAACCCGGAGUCAGAAAGAACUGCUUCAAUCCCCGCCGUACCACCCGCCUAGCUGUGGGAGCGGGUAGGGCGCCUGGGAGCCUGCGUUUUCUGGACCAUUCCGCAGGACUCCUCCCUACCUCACAGGGCUGUUGUGAGGUGGUGUGUGACUGCGUGUCCUGCAAACGCCCAACUCAGUGCCCAGCCGGCGGUGGGCACUCAAUAAACGCUACAACAUAAAUGUG